Molecule: messenger RNA, 825 nt
Organism: Strongyloides ratti
Lineage: Eukaryota; Metazoa; Nematoda; Chromadorea; Rhabditida; Strongyloididae
Exons: 2
Coding region: 1-825 (274 amino acids)
Source: RefSeq, a predicted model, not a curated record
AUGGAUAAAAGAAUUUUUAUAAGACUAUUAAAAUUAAUUUUAAGUACAGUUUUAGUUUCAUCUUCACAAUUACCAAAUAAUUUAAGAAUUACCUCUAAAAUAUCUGGUAUAACAAAUAAAACACCAUGUUGUUUAGAUAGAAUUACUACAAUUUCAUGUCAACGUUUAUAUAUGACAAAUCCAAGGUAUUUUAUAUAUGAAUGUAGUAAUAAUGCUGAUUUUGCUUUUGUACAAUGUUGUAAAACUUGUUUUGAUCAUAAAUCAUCUAAUGGACCAAGAUUAAAUUAUACGGAUAUUUCUUAUGAAUUAUUAACUAAUACAGAAACUGCUAUAUGUUAUGAUAAAAGAGGUGAAGAAUGGUGUGAAAAUUUUGUUAAAAGAAAUAAUUUUUGGAAAUAUAUACCAUAUAAAAAUCUUAAUUGUUCUAAUCAACCAUAUGCUUUUAGAUGUUGUCGUGCAUCAUGUGGUUAUUGUAGUAUAAAAGAAAAAAAAGCUUUAGUUAAUUAUAAUUAUGAAAAAGCAAUGGAUUCAAGAUUAUGUGGAGAUUUAAAAAUAUCUUUUGUAAGAGAUAUUAAAAAAUUUCAAAAUAAUGAAAAAAAAUAUGGUUCAGAAAGUAUAAUGAUACGUAAAUUAAUGAAUAAAAGAAUGAAAAAAAAUUUAAAAGAUGAUAAAUGUAAUGAAAUAAGAGGAAGUGUUUUUGGUGGUAAAUUACAAAAUUAUUCAAAUAUAAAAAUUAAUAAAUUAUUAAGAGAUCAAGUAUAUGAAAAAGAAGUUAAACGAAGGAUAGACUAUAUCUUGUCAAGAGGCCCAUUAUUCUAUCCUUAA